UCUGUCCAAUCGCUACUCGAUUUCAGCCACCGAUUCGGAUCCAUACGGUUUCACUGGAUGUCUGGCCAACAUUACUGUGAAGGCUGGUGUGCCUCAACACCACCAGCUACUCCAGCUAUCCCAACUCGAUGCAAGACAGACGGCAUGGCUCGGCUUGCCCAAAGUACACCGGCCCAGUAUUGGACCAUUUCCCACUGACGCGGCCACAUUCCAGCGCGAGGCACCUCUCUGCCACAUA
Molecule: messenger RNA, 238 nt
Organism: Protopolystoma xenopodis
Lineage: Eukaryota; Metazoa; Platyhelminthes; Monogenea; Polystomatidea; Polystomatidae
Source: the annotation of a GenBank genome assembly